AUGUCAGAUGGAGUGGAAUGUCCUUCUAAUGUUAACAAGUAUAACACUGCUCCUGGUACUCCAAUAAUCACAGGGCGGAAUUCGACAUUUCAAGGAAGUGCAGGAAGUCUGACGUGUACAUCAAUUGGUGGUAACCCGGUGCCAACAGUUACAUGGUACCGGAACGACUCUCUGGUAGAUGCUACAACAGACACACCAACAGUAACAAACAUUACAAGUAACACAUAUAGCUAUACAGCUGACAUUGGAUACCACCUGGCUGUGUUUGAAUGUCGGGUUGAUAAUACAAUUUUACAGAGCUAUUUGAGUGCAACAAUCUUCCUACAAGUAUACAAAGAACCAGAUCAACCAACGUUGAAUGGACCAUCAACUGUAAUAUCUGGCACUACUUACGAAUGGACUUGUAUCAGCAGGGGAGGGAGCCCCGAACCCAUAAUUACUAUGACGUUAGGUGACAUACAGUUAAGCACUGGUAUCGAACAAACAUCAGUACAGCUGUCAGAUAACACUUUUACUGUUACUGUCGUACUAUCCUGGGCACUAAACUUUAGUAGCACCAAUAACAAUGAGACGCUUAGUUGUAAUGUAAAGCACGAGCAACCGCAACCGAGAGGUGAUGUCGUCCAGAAUGCCAGUCUCCAGUUAAUAGUUUUACCACGCAUACCAGUAGUGACUAAUCCUCAGUCUGCCUAUUCAGAAACUAGAGGACAGUCUGUUACUUUACAAUGUACAGUUUUUUCACCCGACACCGCACUUCAGUCUGUGUCUUGGAUCUUUAAUAAUGGUGCUUCUACAAAUAGCAUUACACAGUCGAGCAAUGCAACAAAAUAUACAGGAACAACAACUACUACGCCGUCUCUUACCAUAACAAAUCUGUCAUCAACUGAUGUAGGAACCUAUACAUGUACAGCUACGAAUACUGGAGGAACCGGAAUCAGUAAUACAAUCUCACUCAGCGUCACAGGAAACUUUCUUACUGUGACUAUUCCACAAUCAUCCUACAGCGUUUUGAUUGGUCAACAUGUUACCAUAUCGUGUAAUGUUACCGGAACUCCUACUCAGACUAACGUGUCCUGGAUAAAGGUGGUCAAUGGUGUUCCAACUGACGUAGUUAUUAAUGGUAGCAGUAGAUAUUCUGGAGGUACCAUUGCAGCUCCAUCAUUGACAAUAACAAACACACAAUUUUCAGACGAAGGAACAUACGUGUGCUAUGCUACUAACAUUGUUGGUACAUCUAACAGUCAGAACACAUUCUUAGACGUUACUGGAGGCGUCCCCAAUGUGACAAUUGGAGGAUCUAACUUCCAAGUUGAGGUGGGCAAUUCUAUAACAAUAGGGUGUACUGUUGCCGCCAAUCCAGUUAUGACGAGUUUGUCCUGGACCCAUAAUGUGAACGGUCUGAUAACUAAUAUAGGACCAUCAUCGAAUCCUAGUAAAUAUGGCGGAUCUACUACCGUAACACCAUCUCUAACUAUAUUUAACGCUGACUUUAGUGACGAAGGCACUUACAAGUGUUUCGCCACCAAUUCCGUAGGAACUGGUGAAAGUCAAGAGAUAUCUCUUGAUGUCCAAGGAGCAAUCCCAACAGUACAGGUUAGCUUUCCAAGCUACAAUGUAAAUUAUUUUAGCUCGAUCACUCUUAUAUGUUCCGUUGUUUCGCAACCUGCUGCACUACAAGUUUACUGGCGGAAGACGUUGGCUGGAACAACAACAAAUAUCGAUGUCAUUAAUAGUGGCGGGAAAUAUUCUGGUUCUACGAUUUCUACUCCAUCACUAACUGUUAUUAAUGCAGCAUCAAGCGAUGAAGCAAACUACACCUGCUUUGCAACAAACAGUGUUGGAACUGGACAGAGUAUAUCAAUCACAUUAUACGUUAUCGGCAAUAUACCAAGUGUAAACAUACAACAAUUGAUAUAUAUUGUUAACUAUGGCAGUACUGCUGUUCUUGUAUGUGCCGUCAUAGCAAAUCCAACUCAUAUUAACGUCUACUGGCGAAAGAUAAAGAAUGGCGUAACGACAGAUAUAAAUGUAGCUAACAGUAACAACAAGUAUAGUGGUUCCACAGUCAAUAACCCGUCUCUACAAAUAAAUAACGUUGAUCUAAACGAUGAAGCAUACUAUGUUUGCUUUGCUUCCAAUAGUGUUGGUUCCGGACAAAGUUCGCAAACGUUUCUAGAUGUCAUCGGAGCUAUUCCUGUGGUUAUCAUAUCUUCCAACAUUUACUCGGUAUUACUCGGCGAUACAGUGACAUUGCAAUGCACAGUCUCCUCUAACCCAGCUCAUACAUCAGUCACGUGGCAAAGGAUCAUUAAUGGUGUACUGACUACAGUGAUAGUAGAUGGAUCCAGAAUUAUUGGUGGCACUGUUAAUUCACCAUCUAUCACUAUCAGUAAUGCUGUAUCUGGUGACGAAGGAAACUAUAUUUGUACUGCUACCAAUGUUGUGGGAACUGGAAGCAGUCGACAAACAUUCUUAGACGUCACAGGUGGUAUUCCUAUAGUUACUGUUGGCCAGAGUCAGUACACUGCUAAUUACGGGCAAACUGUAACAAUGAUAUGUACAAUACAAGCUAAUCCAAUGGUAACAAGUGUUUACUGGAGAAAAUUUGUAAAUGGAAAUGCAACAAGCAUAAAUAUGAACAAUUUGCGGUACACCGGAUCUACUUUAGGUUCACCAUCACUGACUAUAUCAGCUUUGGGGAUAUCUGAUAAAGGACACUAUGAAUGUUCUGCACAGAAUAGUGUGGGUACUGGUAGUAGUGGCCAGACAUAUUUAGAUGUGAUUGGAGAUAUCCCAUCAGUACAGAUAUUGUCUAACUACUAUUCCGUGAUUUUUGGAAACACUGUUGUACUUGAUUGUCAAGUAAAUUCCAAUCCAUUGGUUACUACAGUAUUUUGGCAAAUGCCAAAUCGAACAAUUGAUAUGACUGCAAAUAACUUUAGCAUGUACAGUGGAUCUACAGUACAAUCACCAUCUUUGACGAUCAUUAGUACUACACAUGCAGAUAUAGGGGACUACGUCUGUUUUGCUACUAACGCUGUAGGAACAGGGAGCAGCAGUCAGACUUUUUUGGAUGUUAUAGGCAACAUACCCACAUUAAAUAUAACCCAGAGUGCUUACAGCGUAAACGUUGGUAGUCAAAUUACAAUUCCUUGUACUGUAUCAGCCAUUCCCAAAGAGACCAUUAUCUACUGGACUGUGAAAGUUGACAACAAUACAGAACAGACAAUAUCCAUCAUGAAGAAUACCCAGAAGUAUCAAGGAUCUUCUGUAAACUCCCCUUCAUUGAUCAUUCUCAGUACGACUCAGAGUGACUCUGGUGUUUACAGAUGUCAUGCUACAAAUAAUGUUGGUACUGGACACAGUAAUCCGACAACACUUCAUGUUGUGGGAAAUAAACCAACAGUCACUGUUGCACGAACUUAUUACCUUGUUGAUUACGGAAAUUCUGUGGAGCUAAUAUGUACUGUUAGUGCCGCACCCAUCCACACAGAUGUUUACUGGACUAGAAUCCAGAACGGACUGCCAGUGACCAUUUCUACAGUUAACACAGCCAAAUAUAGCGGUUCUACCGUCAUUAAUCCAUCUCUUACAAUCAGUAAUGUGGAUCAAAAUGAUGAAACUUAUUAUACUUGUUAUGCAACAAAUACAGUAGGAACUGGACAGAGUCUUCAUCAGAUCUUUGUAGAUGUAGUCGGGAGUGUUCCUGCAAUGUCUAUUCAGUCAAAUAGUUACAGCGUACUACUUGGACAGACAGCUACUCUAGUCUGCACAAUAUCCGCUGACCCACAAGCCACAAGUGUACAGUGGUAUAAAUAUAUAAAUGGAUUACAAACUUCUCUCCCAAACAAUGCUAUGAAAUAUAACACACCAACUGUUAACAGUCCUAAUCUAAUUAUCAACAGCGCUGCUCAGAGUGAUGACGGCUACUAUGUCUGUACAGCAACUAACAUUGUCGGAACCGGAAAUUCAUCUCAGAUUUAUUUAACUGUUACAGGAAAUUUGCCAAUUGUUACUGUGAUUUUACCAAAUUAUAACACUAACAUUGGUGCGACUGUAACUCUUGGUUGUACUAUAGAUGCUACCCCUGCUGCCACCAAUGUAUACUGGCAACGAAUUGUUAACAAUCUACAACAACCUAUUAAUACAACCUCCUCCAACUCACGAUACAGCGGUUCUACAGUCCUUAAUCCGUCACUUGUUAUCACUGACGUUCAACCUUUGGAUGAGGGAAACUAUAUAUGUUAUGCUACAAAUAUAAUUGGAACUGGUCACAGCCAACACACGUAUAUUAAUGUCAUUGGAAAUAUACCCAUAGUGACAACUCAAGAACGUGUCUACUCUGUCAGCAUCGGGGGUAACAUAAAUCUUGUGUGUACAAUACAAUCCAACCCUCCUCAUACUGUAGUCACGUGGCAGAAAAUAAAUAAGGGAGUCAGAACAACGGUGACAAUAUCUGGGAGAUUUUCCGGCGCUACAGUAAACAGUCCAACCCUUACAAUAUCAAAUGUAACACUUGACGAUGAAAGCUACUAUGUAUGUUUUGCAACCAAUAGUGUUGGAAACGGCCAAAGUCCGCAAUGCUUUUUAGAUGUCAUUGGAAGUAUCCCUACAGUAAUUAUAGCGUCGGACUACUACCGAGUAAACUACGAACAAAACGCUACCAUUGAAUGCAAUGUUGUUGCUACACCAGCAGAAACAAGUAUAUCGUGGCAGAAAAUACAAAAUACUGUACCUUCAACAGUAGUUAUAACAGGGCGAUACCAGGGUGGUACCGUGUCUUCCCCUAAUUUGAUUAUUAUUGAUGUCGACAAUACAGAUGAGGCAUUCUACAUAUGUUCUGCUACUAACAGUUUAGGAACAGGAUACAGUUCUCAGACAUACCUCGAUGUACAAGGAGAUGCUCCUUCCGUACAGGUAUCAUCCAACUAUUACUCAGUGGAAAUUGGUAUGUCUGUCACGCUCCAGUGCACCGUGACAGCUAAUCCAUCUCAUACAAACGUGACAUGGAACAAGAUAGACAACGGACAGCAAACAGAUAUAGGAUCAAACAGUAGAUACACAGGGGGAAGCAUUGUUACACCAUGGUUGACCAUUGCUGACGCUGUUGACUCCGAUGAAGGAUUUUACAUAUGUACCGCAGUAAAUGUAGUUGGAGAAGGUCAAAGUUCACAGACUUUUUUGGACGUUAUCGGAGGUAUAUUAACAGUCACUGUACCACAGGUAUCAUAUAGUGUGAAUUAUGGGCAGUCAGUACAGUUGGUAUGUAUUGUAACCGGAACUCCUGCAGUACAAACUGUGUUCUGGCAAAAGAUCACAAAUGGCGUUCAGAUAUAUAUUAAUUCUACCACUGAUCCAAACAAAUAUUCUGGAUCCACGAUAGGAACCCCGUCUCUGACAAUUCUUAAUGCUGACAGUAAUGACAUAGGAUCGUACUCAUGUUGCGCUACAAACGUUGUUGGAACUGGAGAGAGCCAACCAACGCAGCUUUCUGUAGUUGGCAAUGUUCCAUCAGUAGCUGUCGGACACCGAUAUAUAAUUGAUAUUGGAAAUUCUAUUAAUUUGACAUGUAUUAUAUUUUCCACCCCAUCAGCCUCAAACGUUCAAUGGAAUAGAAUAAGAAACAAUGUACCUUUUGCUAUAAACGUUGCCAGUAACCCAACUAAAUAUUCAGGUGCUACUAUCAGUACGCCAUCUUUGACAAUUUCUAACACUGUUGAAGGCGAUGAAGGAUACUAUACUUGUGAAGCAACUAACUCGGUCGGAACAGGAACUAGUACCCAGACAUUCCUAAUCGUGCAAGGAACGAUACCAGUGGUAACUAUUGCCCAAUCACAGUAUAAUGUUACUGUGGGUUCUUCCGUUACCAUGGACUGCACUGUAUCAGCCAAUCCUGUUCAUACCUUAGUUUCUUGGCAAAAAGUUCUAAAUGGAGAUGCAGCAAAUAUCAAUCUCCAUCAAACGAAUAAAUACUCAGGAUUUAACAUCACAUCACCAUCUUUGACUAUUAUCAACUCUGUCAUUGCUGACCAAGGAUGUUACACAUGUAGUGCCCAGAAUAGUGUCGGGACAGGUACCAGUUCACAGACAUGCCUUGAAGUAUUGGGAAGCGUUCCUGUAGUAACCGUACAACCCACCAAUUAUUCUGUCAAUGUUGGUUAUCCAAUCACAUUAAAUUGUAGUGUGGAUGCCUAUCCAACAACGAUACAUGUCAAAUGGACGCGUUACAUCAAUGAUAUAGCAAUGCAUAUGCAUAUUGCCAUGUCAAACGGUCGUUACGGCGGAAGUUCAGUGGCUUCACCGUCAUUGGUCAUAAGUGAUACAGUCAUGUCAGACGAGGGGUUCUAUAUAUGUACAGCUACUAAUGUUGUUGGAUCUUUUGAGAGUCGACCGAUAUUCUUGGAUGUUAUUGGAAGUGUUCCGAAUGUCACUGUUCCACAACCUAGAUACACAGUCAACAUAGGAUCAUCUGUUACAUUACAAUGUAUCUAUAUAGCUAAUCCAGAAGCUACCAGUGUUAUCUGGGAAAGGACGGUAGCCAAUCAGGUCAUAAUUAUAUCUUCAGCCUUCAGUAAAUACGAUGGUUCCACAACUCAGUCACCAUCUUUGAUAAUAAAUAACGCUGACGAAUCCGACGAGGCCAAUUAUGUUUGUAAAGUAACCAACAGUGUCGGAACUGGAAUCAGCGCUUCUACUAUACUUGUUGUAUUAGGCAAUAUACCUAUUAUUAUAACGUCUACACCAGCAUAUACCGUAACUAUUGGGGAGUCUGUUACCUUAACAUGUACCGUGACAGCUACCCCACAACACACUAGCGUAUACUGGACGUUUACAUCUGGAGGUUCAACAAUUAAUGUAAACAUUGGAGGCAGAUUUAGUGGAUCAUCAGUGAACGCAUCAUCCCUAACAAUAUCAAAUGUACAGUUAUCAGACCAGGGAACAUAUGUUUGCUAUGCUACCAACAGUGUAGGAACAGGAGGGGGUUUAAAUGUUAUACUGGUUGUUAUUGGCAAUGUUCCUAGUGUGAGUCUUUUACGGACAUUUUUUAUUGGUAAUUAUGGUCAAACAAUUAUACUUGGCUGCACGGUUUCUGCUUAUCCUACUGUUACAUCUGUUUACUGGCAUAAAGUUUCGGGUAGUACAACUUCUACUGUAAACAUGUCUAGCGCCAGAUAUAAUGGAUCAUCUGUCGAUACACCAUCCAUUACUAUAACUAAUCUCAAUAGUAAUGAUGCGGGAAAUUAUACAUGUCUAGCAGCUAAUUCUGUUGGAACUGGUCAGAGUAGACAAGGACCUUUAACAGUUAUCGGAAGCCUCCCUAAAGUAUCGAUACAGCAACCAACGUAUUCAACAAAGAUUGGAAAUACCAUCACACUAGUUUGUGAAGUGUUUGCAGAUCCUACUCACACUGCUGUUUACUGGACACGGCAGAGCAACAACGGCAAUACAGAAACGCUAAACCCUGCUUCCUCUACUAAAUAUUCUGGUUCAACUAUACAGUCACCGUCGCUGACUAUCUUUAAUGUAGUCUUAUCUGAUGAAGGCAAUUAUACAUGUUAUGCAACUAAUCUGGUUGGUACAGGUCAAAGCUUAAAGACGUUCUUUCAUGUUAUCGGAAAUGCACCUUUUUCCAUUGUAAUAAGACCAAGUACAAUAUCAGUUAAUGCAGGCCAGUCUAUAACAGCUACAUGUACAGCCGAAGGCAGUCCAAUAAUAACAUUCACCUGGUUUAAGGGAAAUUCAACUUCACAGUUUUCAAAUGGUUCUAUCCUUAACAUAACAUCCGUAAACCGAUCUCAUGCUGAAACAUACCAAUGUAGAGCUGCGAACGCCUUUGGAAAUUCAACCGCAACUGUUUCCGUGGACGUUAAAUAUAUACCAGAUGUAACUAUCACACAGCCGUCUCAAGGCGCUAUUAGACAGAAUAUUACAAUACAGUGCUCUUACGUUUCUAACCCUGAUUCUACUAAUGUUACAUGGAGUAAAGGAAACCAAGGCAUUACUCUUGAUGGUAGCAAAUACGUAGGGGGUAGCUUGUCAAAUCCUAGCCUUACAAUCACUAAUCUGACUGCUUCUGAUGAGGGGCCAUAUAGAUGUUCAGUGGUGAACACCGUUGGCCAGGGAAAUUCACCAUUUGUCAUUCUGUCAGUUGAUACAUCAGUUGCGCCAUAUAACAUAAGAAUAGUACCAAAAGGUAUUGUAGUACAAGAAGGUAAAAAUUUCACCCUUACUUGUGAGGCUGAUGGUGAUCCUGCUCCAACCUACCGAUGGUAUCAAAAUGACAAUAUUGUACGUGAAGGAGCUGUUUAUACCAUACGUAUUGCCAAUUCGACUGAACACGAUGGUUCAAUUCUGUGUGAAGCUUUCAAUUCUUUGGGAAGAAUAGCUGCAAAUGAAGAUGUUGUUGUUCAAUAUAGACCAGUGAGUACCGUUACACAGAUAAGUAUUACACAAAUUGAUGCUAUUACUGUCCGUCUGAGCUGUGACACACGUGCCAACCCAUCGGCUACUGUAUGGCAAUGGUUUAAUAACGGUAUCACCAUGCAAGAAACCAGCAAGGUGAUAUUGGUUGCUAUGGAUGUGACUAAUGCAGCUAGAACGUUUACCUGUAAAGCUACAAACAUUAUAGGACUAUCCCCUUUAAUCCCCUUCAAUAUUCCUGUAGUAACGACGACAGGGGUCUAUUGGAUCAGUGCAUACAGCUAUAUAAUUAAUGAUAUAAAUUCAUCUAAAGCAUAA
Molecule: messenger RNA, 8739 nt
Organism: Mytilus trossulus (common blue mussel)
Lineage: Eukaryota; Metazoa; Mollusca; Bivalvia; Mytilida; Mytilidae
Product: hemicentin-1-like
Exons: 31
Coding region: 1-8739 (2912 amino acids)
Biological process (GO): homophilic cell-cell adhesion
Cellular component (GO): plasma membrane
Source: RefSeq, a predicted model, not a curated record